Messenger RNA from Charadrius vociferus (killdeer), 897 nucleotides. It is a transcript of the gene FSBP, whose product is annotated as fibrinogen silencer binding protein. The record is from RefSeq and is a predicted model, not a curated record. Lineage: Eukaryota; Metazoa; Chordata; Aves; Charadriiformes; Charadriidae. The transcript is spliced from 2 exons.
AUGGUUGGGAAGGCCAGAUCUUCUAAUUUUACCUUAUCUGAAAAGCUCGAUUUGCUAAAACUCGUGAAGCCGUACGUUAAAAUUCUCGAGGAACAUACCAAUAAGCAUUCUGUAAUAGUGGAAAAAAACAAAUGCUGGGAUAUCAUAGCUGAUAACUACAAUGCCAUCGGAGUAGAUCGCCCUCCUCGUACUGCACAGGGCCUGCGCACGCUGUACAAGAGGCUCAAAGAAUAUGCCAAACAGGAGCUAUUGCAGCAAAAGGAGACUCACUCAGAUUGUAAAAGCAGCAUUUCCGAGCCAACCAAGAAAGUUGUGGAGAUGAUUCCACAGAUUUCCAAUGUGUGUUUAAGAGACAGGAGCGGUGUUCAAAGUGCUAGUAUCGAUAAAGAAACAAUUGCUGCUACCAGUUCACCACAGGCAAUGUUGGAUCACCAUCCUGCGACAGUCAUGAUGGAGUUGCAAUCGUAAGAGGAUGUCAAACCUCCUCCUUCUUUGAUUAUAGACUCACAGCAAAAUGAGAACUUAGAACAAGAGGAAGAACACCAGCUGGUGCAUAUUAUGGAAAGGUCUCCUUCAACAUCAGUAUCGUCAGUUGAUAUGAGAGUGAUGAUGUCUCCCUCUCCUGUACCAAGAAGAGAUGAGUUUUUUAGGCUUGAGGUUGGAGAACGCUUUAGACCAAUGUGUGGGUAUGACCCACAGAUGUUACAAAUGCUGAAAGAAGAGCAUCAAAUAAUAUUAGAAAAUCAAAGAAAAAUUGGUCUUUAUGUCCAAGAAAAAAGGGAUGGUUUGAAAAGAAAGCAGCAACUGGAAGAAGAACUGUUGCGAACAAAAAUCAAAGUAGAGAAGCUGAAGGCAAUACGACUACGCCGUGAUCUGCCAGAAUACAGCAAUAUCUAA